AUGAAUCUAUCCGCGAUUCACACUGGGUCCCCGGGCCACGUUAUCCCCUCCACGGAGCGCUUCGGUGCUGUCGACAACCUGGCCCUCUACGCGACGCCUCCUGCUUCGCCAGGGACUUUUCCCAUUUCGGCAUUCGACCCGGCGGUGAAGCAGUCCAAGAGAAGCUGGAUUGGUGGCAUGGAAGGUGACGAACAGCGAAGAAGGCAAUAUGAGCAGCAAAACUAUCCCCGCGGAUAUGUCCCGGAAUAUGGAGGGCAUGGAGUCAAUGUGCCAAAUGUCCAGAAUCUAAGAGGCGCGCCAGGUGGAGAUGGCUCUGAUCGUUCCAGACAAGCGCAACCCUUAACGACUCGGCCUUCCACAUCUGCCCCUUUGUCUGCAGGUGCAGGGAGCUCACACGAGCUGGGAAGCUACGACUAUCCGCCAGGCCAGCAGUACUCAACGCCGCAAAUGCACGGUCCGCAAUUCCAGUACCAACUCGAGUACUUGCAAGACCCCCAGAGGCAACGACAGUUCCCCCAAUACACGUCGCAGAUGAUGUACCACGUACCGCAACAAGCUCAACCGCAAUCUCCGUAUGACACUGUGAGCCAGUACCAAUCCCGGCAGUCAGCAGCGCAAGUCUUGGGCAGCCAGUUUGGGGCUCCCCAAUACUACAGUCCAGGCCACGGUACCAACGUGACGGGACCCGCUGCAAUGCCUCAACAGUACCCCACAGCAGCAUAUCCCCCAUCCAUGCAGUAUACCUCCGCAGCUCCUCUCGGGCGUUCGACCCUUGCCUCGUCCUAUCCUACUGUGGGACCCGACGUGAAUCCUAACGUUGAAACGGCAGCUUCCGAGCAGCCUGAAGAAGAGUUAGAUACUUUUGCUGCUGCCUACGAUCGGUAUCAGAGAAAUAUCGGGGUAAUAAACGACCAAACCUCGAAAGGACAUCUCAUCAAAGCUGGGGAGUCACUACUGGAGAUUUCUCAUUGGUUGUCAGAGAACGUGGAUGCUCUCAAACUUACACAAGAUGAUCAGAAAAAGCACGCAGAGCGCAUUGAAUUCUGGGACAGCUUCAACGUAUGCUGGCUUGCAAUGCUACAACGUCAGAAAGACGAUACACAACAAAUGUUAGACACAGGGCGACCUCCAGCGCAGCCUCAAAGCUUGCUGCCGAAGGAAUUUCUUGAAGAGAUGGGAAACGAGGUCGUUUCACUUUGCGAUGGCCUAGAAAAGCAUGGGCUCGUUGAUUAUCAGAUGGGAGUCGCCGAGCAAGAGAUUAUCGAAAUUCUAACCCAAUGCAUUGAUCUUAUUAGCAGUGACGACGAGAACGACGAAGAAGCGGAAAUAGACCCAAUGCUCGGCCAAUCUGGGCCCGGUGCUGGCAAACAAUAA
This is a messenger RNA of Letharia columbiana, 1374 nucleotides long. RefSeq lists its product as uncharacterized. Bases 1 to 1374 code for a protein of 457 amino acids. The transcript is spliced from 4 exons. Lineage: Eukaryota; Fungi; Ascomycota; Lecanoromycetes; Lecanorales; Parmeliaceae. The record is from RefSeq and is a predicted model, not a curated record.